AUGGCAAACCCUAGGGUGUUCUUCGACAUGACGAUUGGCGGUCAACCGGCCGGUCGAAUCGUGAUGGAGCUAUUCGCUGACACGACGCUGCGGACGGCGGAGAAUUUCCGAACUCUCUGCACCGGCGAGAAAGGAAUUGGCCGGAGUCGCAAGCCUUUGCACUACAAAGGUUCGAGUUUCCACCGUGUCAUCCCAAAUUUCAUGUGCCAGGGCGGAGACUUCACUGGGAUUUUAUCGAUGGCGGACGCGGGUCCGAAUACGAAUGGAUCGCAGUUCUUCAUUUGCACGGCGAAGACCGAGUGGCUUGAUGGAAAGCAUGUGGUGUUUGGACGGAUCGUGGAGGGAAUGGAUGUGGUGAAGGCUAUUGAGAAGGUUGGGUCUUCGUCUGGAAGCACCUCGAAGCCUGUUGUGAUUGACGACUCCGGUCAGAUUUCAUGA
Messenger RNA from Ilex paraguariensis (yerba mate), 438 nucleotides. The record is from the annotation of a GenBank genome assembly. Lineage: Eukaryota; Viridiplantae; Streptophyta; Magnoliopsida; Aquifoliales; Aquifoliaceae.